This is a messenger RNA of Coccidioides immitis RS, 2505 nucleotides long. Its product is annotated as polysaccharide synthase Cps1. The coding region runs from base 1177 to 2505 and encodes 442 amino acids. The record is from RefSeq and is a predicted model, not a curated record. The transcript is spliced from 6 exons. Lineage: Eukaryota; Fungi; Ascomycota; Eurotiomycetes; Onygenales; Onygenaceae.
CUUGGUUUCACGAAAGGUCAGUCUCUCGACUCUGAACUCAGCCCGGUGUUGCAUUGAUCGUCGAAUGUGCGCCUGUGCUCACCGACUGGCCGGCUGCCGCUCCCAGGAGCCGCCCGAGCCGGGUCCUGUCCAUUCACCUCCCACACAUCGUGGUUGCGGAACGGGAUUUGGUGGUGCCGCUUGUUGGCCUGGGAGUUGUUGGCUCUCUUCCGAAUCCAGAAUCACCCCCAGCAUAUUGCAUAUGGCUGGCUAACAAUGCAAUCAGGGCAAAUGUUCGACGGUCAGCUCAAACCCCGUUUCGGUCCAAUUCUGAAUAUUCAGGUAAUUUUGAAGCUGCUUUCGCCCCGUAACGAAGGAAGCGCCCCUCCGUCCUCCCAUGUUAUAACACGAUCGCGGACUCCACACACUGCUGGAGGCCUGCAGGGAUGACCUCUUAUUAUUACGCCUUUCAUAAAUGCGCUUAACACACAAACACACACGCAAAAAAGAGGCGACCAAGUAAUAACCAGUUACUCCAUACAGUAGUGAGCUAGGUACCGAGUAAAAAGAGGGUAGUCGAUGCACAGGCAUAUCCAGCCGCCAGUGGACCGAAACUACUCGAUAAGCAUAGGGAUCCCAUGAAAAAAGGAAUUUUUCUAAAAGAAAAAAUAAAAAAUAAAAAAAGGUUUCGCUUCCUUUCCUGCUUCAUCCUUUAUCCUCACUACGUGCCCACAGUUGUCUUUUCAACGAUGACACUAUAUUUGUCGCUGUCAGUUACCAAUUGCGAUUCACGAUGCGAGGAUGGUACAAAUUAAGCUGUCUUCAUCGGCUCCCCACCAAGCUCCCUUUAACCCCAUGUUCCUGACUGUCUUGCUGGUUGCUCAGAUCAUUUUAAUCUCUAACUAAUCUCCUCCGCUUAUUCUUCUCUUUUUCGUUUUCAAGUCUGCAUUACUCUUCGCAUCUUUUCUUUUUCUUUCUUUCUAGUCGCUCUCUUAUACCCUCCGGUGGCCGCUCCACUGGGCCGCUCGUUUCCAUCUUCUUCUACCUUAACGCCUAUUAAUCUUAAUAAUUUUCUUCCUUCUGGGAGCGAUCGGCUCCGAUAUAAUCGGGAGGUCUUCUUCGGCCACGCAUUGUACGAGUUUCUACAUACAUUGGUUGGUGUUUAACGGUUGGCAAAGAAGACGCAAUCAACGACGCAUGAUGGCAUAUGAAUUUCCCCAUUUUCUGGCUUUUAAGCUAUUAUUUGUCUACCGAUAUCUCAGACUGGCUGUUAAUUUAAUUGCAGUAUGGACAUUUCGUCCAAUUCCUCCUCCGGAGAACCCUACCUUAACAUCCCAAGAUGCGACCAUCAUUAUACCCUCCUUGCAAGGCUGUGGUGAGGAGUUGCGAGAGACAAUUAGGACAAUCUUAGUCAACGAGCCCUACCAGAUUUUCCUGGUGACCAUUGACGCGAACCGUGCAAACGCGCAGAAGAUGCUCGACACGAUGCCCGCAUCGAAAACCAGAAUCCAGCUUCUCAGCAUCCCCAAGCCGAACAAGAGACGCCAAAUGGUUCGCGCCAUUCCCGAGGUGCGCACGGAAAUCACAAUCUUCGUCGAUGAUGACGUGACGUGGCCCAAGACGGAAUUGAAGUGGAUGCUCGCCGUAUUCGAGAAAGACCCCAUUUACGGGGGCGUCGCGACAUGCCAGAGAUUACGGCGUGUGAAUGCACCGAUGUUUUCAAUGCAGAAGAUCUGGGACUUCCUGGGGGCGUUGUACCUCGAACGGCGCAACUUUGAUUGUGCUGCGACUACCCAUGUGGAUGGCGGCAUGCCGUGCCUUUCUGGUCGUACCGUCGCGUAUCGGACCAAGAUCCUACAAGACCGCGAGUUUACUAUGGGGUUCACCAACGAGGAGUGGUGGUUUGGGCGGUAUGAGCUCAAUGCUGACGACGAUAACUUCUUAUCACGAUGGAUGGUUACUCACGGCUGGGAAACAUACUUUCAAUACCAUCCCGAGGCUGAGAUUCAAACAACACUCGAAGACAAUCCCAAAUUCCUGAAACAAUGUGUCAGAUGGUCGAGAAGUAACUGGCGCAGCAAUCUAACAACCUUAUUUCAGGAACACGUCGUCUGGUUCCGCCAACCGUGGAGCACCUACGCCGUCUUCCUGACCACGCUGUCACCUCCCGCUUUUAUUGGCGAUCUCUCUCUGAUCCUCUUCCUCUAUAAAGGUACAGAGGGUUGGAGUGGAGAGACCCGCACAUUGGCGAUGCAAGUACUCUUGCUGUGGAUGUUCGUUAGCAAAUUUAUCAAGUUGCUCGGCCAUUACAUCCGCUAUCCCGCCGAUUUCCUCCUACUCCCAGUUUCGAUAUUGUUUGGAUACCUCCAUGGUAUCAUCAAGGUUUACGCCGCCUUCACGCUCAAUGUGACGACAUGGGGUUCUCGUGAAGGCGCCGACGUCAGCGACACUGACCGGAUGAAGGAAAAAUCGGAUUACGAUAACUCCUCUUUUUCCAAAGCGCGAUUAUUGGCAGCUCCUCAAUAG